Molecule: messenger RNA, 2841 nt
Organism: Dioscorea cayenensis subsp. rotundata (Guinea yam)
Lineage: Eukaryota; Viridiplantae; Streptophyta; Magnoliopsida; Dioscoreales; Dioscoreaceae
Product: tubulin--tyrosine ligase-like protein 12
Exons: 15
Coding region: 18-2651 (877 amino acids)
Biological process (GO): protein modification process
Source: RefSeq, a predicted model, not a curated record
CCUCCGUGAAGCCACCAAUGGCGCUGACCUCCUCUCCCGCCAUGCCGCCCGCCUCUCGCAUCCAGACCUUUGAGGACUUCGUGAAGGUCCACGCCAUGCUCCUAGCCGCUGCCGGCAUUCCGUCCUCUCUCCAUGAGCGCCUGUUCCGUAAGCUCUCCUCCGAGACCUUCGACGGUGGUAACUUUUUCUCCGUCGAGGCCUGCGAAGGUGGCCGAUGGAGACGGCUUUUAUUCACUGCCCAGUCCUUGGCGAAGGAGUCCGAUGUUUUUCUCGUCGACCAUGCGUGGACUUUCCGUCUUCCGGACGCUCUCAAGCAGCUCAAAGAGGUGCCAGGAUUGGUCGAGAGGAUGGCGGCGCUGAUGUGCGUGGAUGUGGAUUUGGAGUCGGAUUCUGAGAAAGAGGGAAUUGAAUCAGGAGAUGGGAAAACGAAUGAAGAAAAGGUUAGGGAAAUCCUGGAGAGAGAAAUGGAGAAGGUGAAAGAGAGAGGGAUAGAUGGCGCAGCGUGGCUGGAGCUUGAGGAGCUCGGAAUAGAUGACGAGAUGCUUUGCUCUCUGGAUUUAUCAAGCAAAUUCCCGAAUCUGGUUGCACUUAAUCUAUGGGGAAACAAGCUCCAGAAUGCAGAAACAAUUUUGCUGGAAAUUGCAAAGUGCAGAAACCUAAAAGCACUCUGGCUGAAUGAAAAUCCUGUUUUGAAGAACUUAGGUGAUGAUUUCGGACUAGCCAUCUUCAAUUGUAAUCCAGGUUUGGAAAUUUUAAACUCACAAUUCACUGGAAAUGCUGGGGAGUGGGCUUUGGGUUUCUGCAGUGGUAUGUUUUGCAUGGAAAAUCCUUUCUGUUCUCAUGCUGUAAUUAAUCCAUUGGAGAGCAUUACUGUACUUGAUCUAUCAAAUAGAUGUAUCCGCAAACUUCCUGAGGCAUUUUCUCCAGCUGCAAUGCCACGCCUUUCUCAGCUCAAUCUUCGAAGUAAUGACUUGGACCAGCAUUCUGCUGGGAACCUGUUGGAAGUUCUGAGUGGAUUUUCUAGUUUGCAAACUCUGGAGGUAGAUAUUCCUGGUCCUCUUGGAAAUAGUGCCAUAGCAAUUAUCGAAUCUCUUCCUAGUCUAUCCUUAUUGAAUGGUGUCAGUGCAUCAAGUAUAUUAGGAGGUGGUAAACAUAUGAUUGAUUCAAUGCUCCCACCUCGUCUUCCAGAAUGGGCAGUUACUGAUUCUCUAGCUGAUCGUGUUGUUGGUGCAAUGUGGUUAUAUGUAAUGACCUAUAGACUGGCAGAUGAAGAAAAGAUUGAUGAAACCUCUGUAUGGUAUGUGAUGGAUGAGCUGGGCUCAGCUUUGCGACAUAGUGAUGUGGCAAAUUUCAGAAUAGCUCCUUUUCUGUUCAUGCCAGAGGGCAACCUGACAUCAGCUGUAAGCUUUUCAGUAUUAUGGCCAACUCAGGAUGUUCAAAAUGGGGAUGAAUGCACCCGUGAUUUCUUAUUUGGCAUUGGAGAGGAUAAGCAGCGGUCUGCUAGGCUUACAGCUUGGUUUCAUACACCAGAGAAUUAUUUUAUUCAGGAAUUCAAGAAGUACCACCAACUGCUCCAAUCAAAAUGUCCUGAGCCUUAUAAUUUGUCAUCCUUCAUCACUAAAAGCAUAUUCCCCAGCAAUGCGCUUCCAUUACGGGUUUACACAGAUAUCCCACAAAUAGAAGAAUUUUUGAAACGUCCUGAGUUUGUCCUUACAAAUGAUCCAAAGAACGCUGAUAUCAUUUGGACCAGUCUUCAAGUUGAUAAUGAAGUGAAGAAUGCACUCGGGCUAACAGAUUGUCAAUAUGUGAAUCAAUUCCCAUUUGAAGCUUGUCUUGUCAUGAAACAUCAUUUAGCUGAAACAAUUCACAAGGCAAGGGGUUCUCCUGAGUGGCUCCAACCUACUUAUAACCUAGAAUCUCAACUGUCUCAACUCAUUGGAGAUUUUUGUAAACGACAUAGAGAGCGCCGAGAUAACCUAUGGAUCUUAAAGCCAUGGAAUAUGGCUCGAACAAUUGAUACAACAGUCACUGGUGACAUAUCAGCCAUCAUCCGACUUAUGGAAACUGGGCCAAAAAUUUGCCAGAAGUACAUUGAGCGCCCAGCGUUAUUCAGAGGGAAGAAGUUUGACCUUCGCUACAUUGUACUUGUCCGCAGCAUGAGCCCUGUGGAGGUUUUCCUUGCUGACGUUUUCUGGGUUAGAUUAGCAAAUAAUCCAUACACUCUGGAAAGAAGCAGCCUUUUUGAGUAUGAAACUCAUUUCACCGUGAUGAACUAUAUUGGCCGAUUAAAUCACAUGAACACAGCUGAGUUUGUGAGGGAGUUUGAAGUGGAGCAUCAAGUAAAAUGGCUGGACAUCCAUGAAAGAAUCAAGAAUAUGAUCCGAUCUGUAUUUGAUUCAGCAGCAACGGUGCAUCCUGAGAUGCAUAAUCCAAAUUCAAGGGCCAUGUAUGGGGUAGAUGUUAUGCUUGACUCCUCAUUUAUGCCAAAGCUAUUGGAGGUGACAUAUUGCCCUGAUUGUCAUAGAGCUUGCAAAUAUGAUAUGGAGUCUGUUGUAGGGAACAAAGAUGGUGUCAUCAAAGCUCGAGAUUUCUUCAAUACCGUGUUCGGUUGUCUCUUCCUCAAUGAGUCUGUGCAUGUAUCACCAUUGUAGCUCCAUGAUGCCAACAGAAAAGUCCUCUGCAAAAACAAACUGGACUUGUUUAAAAAUAUGUUUCCGUAUUUUUGAGUUGAUGAUAAGUUUGUACCAGUGUAGUGUGGACCUUAAUUUUCAGUUGUAUUGGUAUAAAAACAGCAGGUUUUUUGGGAAUUUUGAUUAUUGUCAUUAAAAUGUAACAAAUUUA